CACAAGAGGUGGAUAUAUUUUAAUCAGGCCUUCCGGGAUUUGUAGAUACGCACCACGAAAAUGGCGAAGAUCGCCAAAACACACGAAGACAUAGAGGCGCAGAUCCUGGAGAUCCAGGGGAUGAAAGCCGCUCUGGUGGAGCAAGGAGAAGAGGGUGUUGGGCUUGAUUCCACUGGAUACUACGACCAGGAAAUCUAUGGAGGCAGUGACAGCCGCUUUGCAGGAUAUGUCACCUCCAUUGCUGCCAAUGAACAGGAGGAUGACGACGAGGAGGACUCUUCGACCAGUUUACUGGGUCAAAAGAAACCAGGAUACCAUGCUCCGGUGGCAAUACUCAAUUCAAUACCACAGUCCGAUGAGCAGUACGAUCCGUUUGCAGAGCACCGGCCACAGAAGAUCGUGGACCGUGAGGACGAGUACAAAGCUCGCAGGCGUCAGAUGAUCAUCUCUCCAGAGCGACUCGACCCGUUUGCAGAUGGGGGGAAAACGCCAGACCCAAAGCAGCAGGCUAGGACCUACAUGGACGUCAUGAGGGAGCAGCACCUGAGCAAGGAAGAGAAAGAGAUCAGGCAGCAGCUGGUAGAGAAGGCCAAGUCCGGAGACCUGAAAGUGGUGAAUGGCUCUGGUGCCUCGCAAGCCCCUGCCGCUAAGCGCAAGCGCCGCUGGGAUCAGACCGCUGACCCAGGCACGCCCAGCAACUCCACCCCCAAGAAAUUGUCCAGCUGGGACCAGGCUGACGCUGGCUCUGAGACACCGGGACACACACCUGGACACACUCCGUCCAACAGCCGCUGGGACGAGACCCCAGGUCGCCCCAAGGGUAGUGAGACACCCGGUGCCACCCCCAGCUCCCGCAUGUGGGAACCCACCCCCAGCCACACCCCCGCCGGCGCUGCCACGCCCGGGCGAGACGCCACCCCCGGUCACGGCAGCUCCACGCCCAGCGUGCGCAAAAACCGCUGGGACGAGACGCCAAAGACGGAGAGAGAGACCCCUGGCCAUGGCAGUGGUUGGGCCGAGACACCGCGCACAGACAGAGGCGAAGAGUCUGUAGGUGAGACGCCCACCCCCGGUGCCAGCAAGAGGAAGUCCCGCUGGGACGAGACGCCCGCCAGCCAGAUUGGCUCCUCCACCCCUCUGCUCACACCCGGAAAAACUCCCAUCGGCACGCCAGCCAUGAACAUGGCCACCCCCACCCCAGGUCACUUGAUGAGCAUGACCCCAGAGCAGCUGCAGGCCUGGCGCUGGGAGAGGGAGAUCGACGAGAGGAACCGCCCACUCACUGACGAGGAGCUGGACGCCAUGUUUCCAGAGGGAUACAAGGUUCUGCCACCACCCGCAGGCUAUGUUCCCAUCCGCACCCCGGCCCGCAAGCUCUCGGCCACGCCCACUCCCAUUGGGGGCAUGACUGGUUUCCACAUGCAGCAGGAGGACCGCUCCAUGAAGCAGGUCAAUGACCAGCCCUCCGGCAACUUGCCCUUCCUCAAGCCAGACGACAUCCAGUACUUCGACAAGCUCUUGGUGGAGGUGGAUGAGUCCACUCUGAGCCCUGAGGAACAGAAGGAGCGCAAGAUCAUGAAGCUGCUGCUGAAGAUCAAAAAUGGCACCCCACCCAUGAGAAAAGCUGCUCUGAGACAGAUCACAGAUAAGGCGCGGGAGUUUGGCGCUGGACCCCUCUUCAACCAGAUCCUGCCCCUGCUCAUGUCUCCCACACUGGAGGACCAAGAGCGCCAUCUGCUGGUGAAAGUCAUUGAUCGAAUCCUGUACAAGCUGGAUGACUUGGUCAGACCAUAUGUACACAAGAUCCUGGUGGUUAUCGAGCCCCUGCUGAUUGAUGAAGAUUACUACGCCAGAGUGGAAGGCAGAGAGAUUAUCUCUAAUUUAGCCAAGGCCGCUGGUUUGGCCACCAUGAUCUCCACCAUGAGGCCCGACAUUGACAACAUGGACGAGUAUGUGAGAAACACCACAGCCCGUGCCUUUGCCGUGGUGGCGUCCGCCCUGGGCAUCCCCUCCCUGCUGCCCUUCCUCAAGGCCGUGUGCAAGAGCAAGAAGUCCUGGCAGGCUCGCCACACUGGUAUCAAGAUCGUCCAGCAGAUCGCCAUCCUCAUGGGCUGUGCCAUCCUGCCCCACUUGCGCAGCUUGGUGGAGAUCAUUGAACAUGGUCUGGUGGACGAGCAGCAGAAGGUGCGCACCAUUAGUGCCCUGGCUAUUGCUGCUCUGGCCGAAGCUGCCACCCCAUACGGUAUCGAGUCCUUCGACUCCGUGCUGAAGCCCCUGUGGAAGGGUAUCAGGCAACACAGAGGAAAGGGUCUGGCUGCCUUCCUGAAGGCCAUCGGUUAUCUGAUCCCGCUCAUGGACGCAGAGUACGCCAACUACUACACCAGGGAAGUGAUGCUUAUCCUUAUCCGAGAGUUCCAGUCUCCCGAUGAGGAAAUGAAGAAGAUUGUGCUCAAGGUGGUGAAGCAGUGCUGUGGCACAGAUGGUGUUGAGGCCAACUACAUUAAGACAGAGAUCCUUCCCCCGUUCUUCAAGCACUUCUGGCAGCACAGAAUGGCCCUGGACAGACGCAAUUACAGACAGCUGGUAGACACCACAGUGGAGCUGGCCAAUAAGGUGGGAGCGGCAGAAAUCAUCUCUCGCAUCGUGGACGACCUGAAGGACGAGGCUGAGCAGUACAGAAAGAUGGUGAUGGAGACCAUCGAGAAGAUCAUGGGCAACCUGGGCGCCGCCGACAUCGACCACAAGCUGGAGGAGCAGCUGAUUGACGGCAUCCUGUACGCCUUCCAGGAGCAGACCACGGAGGACUCUGUAAUGCUGAAUGGUUUUGGUACUGUGGUCAACGCUCUAGGCAAGCGUGUGAAGCCCUACCUGCCUCAGAUCUGCGGUACCGUCCUCUGGCGUCUCAACAACAAGUCUGCCAAAGUCCGUCAGCAGGCCGCCGACCUCAUCUCGCGUACCGCCGUGGUGAUGAAGACAUGUCAGGAGGAGAAGCUGAUGGGUCAUUUGGGUGUGGUGCUGUAUGAGUACCUGGGAGAGGAGUACCCAGAGGUCCUGGGCAGCAUCCUUGGAGCACUGAAGGCCAUUGUUAACGUCAUCGGUAUGCAUAAAAUGACGCCACCCAUCAAAGAUUUGCUUCCGCGUUUGACUCCAAUUCUGAAGAACAGACAUGAGAAGGUGCAGGAGAACUGUAUUGACCUGGUGGGCAGAAUUGCUGACAGGGGAGCUGAAUAUGUCUCUGCCCGCGAGUGGAUGCGCAUCUGCUUCGAGCUGCUGGAGCUCCUGAAAGCCCAUAAGAAGGCCAUCCGCAGAGCUGCUGUCAACACCUUCGGCUACAUUGCCAAAGCUAUCGGUCCUCAUGACGUAUUGGCCACACUGCUUAACAACCUGAAGGUGCAGGAGCGUCAGAACCGCGUGUGCACGACGGUUGCCAUCGCCAUCGUGGCCGAGACGUGUUCCCCCUUCACCGUGCUCCCGGCGCUGAUGAACGAGUACCGGGUGCCAGAGCUCAACGUGCAGAACGGCGUGCUCAAGUCGCUCUCCUUCCUCUUUGAGUACAUCGGCGAGAUGGGCAAGGACUACAUCUACGCCGUCACGCCUCUCCUUGAAGACGCGCUGAUGGACAGAGACCUGGUCCACAGGCAAACGGCAAGUGCUGUGGUGCAGCACAUGUCCCUGGGCGUGUACGGCUUCGGCUGUGAGGACUCGCUCAACCACCUGCUCAACUACGUGUGGCCCAACGUGUUUGAGACGUCGCCUCACGUCAUCCAGGCAGUGAUGGGCGCACUGGAGGGCCUGCGAGUAGCCAUCGGACCCUGCCGCAUGCUUCAGUACUGCCUACAGGGUCUGUUCCACCCGGCCCGAAAGGUGCGAGACGUGUACUGGAAGAUCUACAAUUCCAUCUACAUCGGUUCCCAAGACGCUCUCAUCGCCCACUACCCACUGGUCUACAACGACGAGAAAAACCCUUUUGUUCGAUUUGAGUUGGAGUAUUUCCUGUGAUCAUACCAAACCUGAAUGUGCACUCGUUCUCUCUCUUUCCUGUCCUUUUUGUCCAUCCUUCCUGGUUUCAAGGACCUGCUUCAUUUUUUUUAUUAUUAUUAUUAUUGCUAUUAUAGUUCUCUGUUUUGUGUGCGACCAACAAGCUACGGCCACUGUAGCAGUAGAUUGAUUUUUAAUAACGAGCUUGUAGAUGUUUUGUGUUUGGAAAAAUGUUUUCAAUGAGGAUUUGCAGUAGAAGGCAAGUAGCAACAUUGCAAGAAGUAAAACAAAAAAAAGCUGGCAGCAAGGCCUGGUAAGCAUUCUAUUACUUAUGUCAUGGUUUCUGUGUAUUAUGACCCUUAGGAAAUGCCCCUCAAUCUUCAUCAAUCACCCAUCUGUUCUUAUUGAAAUGCUGUUUAAUUUGAGCGAAUAAACAUUUGUGUAUAAAACUCUCAAA
Molecule: messenger RNA, 4435 nt
Organism: Alosa alosa (allis shad)
Lineage: Eukaryota; Metazoa; Chordata; Actinopteri; Clupeiformes; Clupeidae
Gene: sf3b1
Product: splicing factor 3b, subunit 1
Biological process (GO): spliceosomal complex assembly
Cellular component (GO): U12-type spliceosomal complex; U2 snRNP; catalytic step 2 spliceosome
Molecular function (GO): mRNA binding
Source: RefSeq, a predicted model, not a curated record